UUCGCAGCUCGUGGUCUUUAAGUAGUUUCUUUGUCAGUUUUAUAAAUUUGACUAUUCAUUUUGCCGCUGCAUCGUCAGUCUGGCGUGGACACUGUGUGUGUUUGAACCUUUUUGAAUUAUUAACACUGAUGUUGCAUUGCCGUUAUUGGCAGCUGUGCGAGAAUAAACGAACCCGAUAGGCUCAAACCAGUACAGCAUGGAGCAUCGCAGACAGGCCAAGGGGUCUAACCCGUCUCGGGAGUUCAGACGUGGACAGAACCACAUGGCAGCACCCCAGAAAGACGCCUACUCCAGGCUGCUAAGCCAGCACCACAGCAGCAAGUUCCGUUCCUACCUCAACCAGUUUGCCCAGCAGCAGCAACAGAUAGAGGAAAGCCAUGGGCCAGCUGUUUCGGACCCCAUCCCAGACACCUCGGAAGCUCGUUCACGGAAAGGGGAAAACGAGAUGAGGGAGACUGGGGGUAGGAAUGGGUACUCUGCCUCCCCAAAUAAGGGGGUGCAAGCCGAGAGCACCCUUUCCCUGUAUAUGGAGAAACUGAAUGAACGUGGGGAAGCUGGGGAGACCCUGGGGGUACAGCAGAGCAUGGCUGUCAGGCAGAGGCACAGCAAAAGGAAGGAUACCAACACUAGCCAGGACGGAGAUGUGGAAUCUGGGGGCGAGGGAAAACAGACAGGCUCAGAGACUCAGCAGCACGAUGCUUCUUCAUUCAGGGGGCCUUCUGUGGAAAUACCCAGUCUGCUGGAAACCUCUGUGAACAAAGGGAUGGCCCAUUCUCCAAGACAAGGCGCUGUUUUCCCAAAGCACAGCAGCGACGGGGGCCCUGAGAGUGUGCAGGAGCAGGACAAGAAGAAAAAACUGAAGAAGACGCAGAAGAAAGGGCGUCGUGACGUGAGGCGGGACGGGUCUGAAUAUUCGGAUGGGGAUUUGGUGCCUGCAGGGCAGGUUCCACGUAGCGCUGAGAAGCAGUCUCUCUCUGAUAGAAUGACUGCAGGCCAGUCCCCAGGUAGAGGCUCCGGUUCUAAUGUGACUCCCAAUGACAAUGGUAGACACAGGAACAAUCCAGGCAGAGGAAGGAAGAGGCAAGUGUUUGAACCUUACAUGGCACCUCAGGAUGUGUCCGCAGGACUGAAGAGAUCGGAGCUUCUUCAGGGUCCAUUGAGAAUUAACCCCAAAAAGUACCACGAGGCCUUCCUUCCUUCUCCUGAUGGGCUCCGGGAUAUCUUCAUUGACGGGAUUGUGCCUCGGAACAGAGCUCUGAACGGCGACGUGGUCGUGGUCAAACUCCUCCCCAGAGAGCAGUGGAAGGUUAUUAAGCCUGAUAAGGAGGGUGACUCUGAUGCCCCAGGUGGCCCCAGUGAGCGGGCGGGCAGUGCAGCUCCAGGCAUCAUUACAGUAGAAGGAGGCAGUCCAGAUCUCAUCAUUGACGCACAGUUUGACAAUGACAAGGAUGGGCCGGGAUCCAGUCUGCUUCAUAGCAGCGUGAAGAAGUUAAACCUCAAUACAGCAGGUUCAGCUUGUCCUGAAAAUGGUGCAACCCCGACUUCAAAGCCUGGCGCAAUCGAUCCCAGAAAUCUUGCUGAUAAGUUUCUUCAAAGGACUGCAAAAGUGGUGUGUAUUGCAGAGAAGAAACACUCUCGAGCUGUGACUGGGUUCCUAAAGUUGCUGCCUGACAAGGAGUUCGCCAUGUUCUCUCCGGUGGACCACAGAGUGCCGCGGGUGAACGUGCCGCUGCAAGACUGCCCUGAGAACUUCAGCGCCCGCGCUGCCGACUAUGCCAACACCCUGUUCGUCUGCCGCAUCACGGAGUGGCGCGACGACAGCAAUUUUGCAGAAGGGCGGCUUGCUAAAAGCCUUGGGCAGGCAGGAGAGAUUGAACCCGAGACGGAAGGCAUUCUGACGGAGUAUGAUGUGGAUUUCUCAGAGUUUUCCAAAGAGGUUCUAGGUUGUCUUCCACAGUCUCUUCCCUGGACGAUCCCUGCAGAAGAAUUCAAAAGGAGAAAAGAUUUAAGGAAUGCAUGCAUAUUCACUAUUGACCCAGCCACUGCCAGAGAUCUGGAUGAUGCCUUGUCCUGCAAACCUCUCCCAGAUGGAAACUUUGAAGUUGGAGUUCAUAUUGCAGAUGUCAGCUAUUUUGUGGAAGAAGGAGAUGCCCUGGAUUCCACUGCCAGCAGAAGAGCCACCAGUGUCUACCUGGUGCAAAAGGUGAUCCCCAUGCUGCCCAGGCUCCUGUGUGAAGAGUUAUGCAGUCUGAACCCCAUGACUGACCGGCUGACGUUCUCUGUGAUCUGGAAACUCACUCCACAGGGGAAGAUCCUAGACGAAUGGUUUGGGCGCACAGUCAUCCGCUCGUGUGUGAAGCUGAGUUACGACCACGCUCAGAGCAUGAUCGAAGCCCCGGAGAAGCUCUUCUCUGCGGAGGAGCUGCCCCCGUUCUCCCCGGAGCACCCCGUGGAUGAGAUCCACCAGGCCGUGCUAAACCUGCACAGCAUCGCCAAGCAGCUCCGUAAGCAGCGCUUCGAGGGAGGAGCCCUGCGGCUGGACCAGUUGAAAUUAUCCUUCACUUUGGAUCGGGGGAGUGGGAUGCCCCAAGGGUGCUAUAUCUACAAGUACAGAGACAGCAACAAGUUGGUGGAGGAGUUCAUGCUGCUUGCGAACAUGGCCACGGCCCAUCAGAUCUACCGGUCCUUCCCGGACCAGGCGCUGCUGCGGUGCCACCCGCCGCCCCAGACCAAGAUGGUGGACGACCUGCUGGAGUUCUGUGACCAGAUGGGGCUGAAGCUGGACUUCAGCUCUGCAGGAGCUCUCAAUAGAAGCUUGAAUGACGAGUUGGGCGUGGAUGAAUACAGCAGUGCCAGAAAGGAGGUCCUGACUCACAUGUGCUCUCGCCCAAUGCAGAUGGCUGUGUAUUUCUGUACUGGGGUCCUGAAGGCGGAGGCCCUAUUCCGACACUACGCUCUGAACGUUCCCUUCUACACCCACUUCACCUCCCCGAUCAGGCGCUACGCUGACAUCAUCGUGCACAGACUGCUGGCUGCCUCGCUGGGCUGUGGGCCCCGGGUGAGCUUGUGUCAGAGUGACGUGCAGAAGCAGGCGUCCCAUUGCAACGACAAGAAGAUGGCCUCCAAGCGAGUGCAGGAGCUGAGCGCGGACCUCUUCUUCGCUGUCCUUGUCAAGGAGUCUGGCCCCCUGGAGUCUGAAGCCAUGGUGAUGGGAGUCCUGGACCAGUCCUUCGACGUGCUGGUGCUGAGAUACGGUGUGCAGAAGCGCAUUUACUGCAAUGCUCUCCCACUCCGGGAUUUCCAUUUCCGUAAAGUGGGAAAGAAGCCAGAGAUGACGUUGAUCUGGGCAGCGGAGUCUGAGGCGGAGGCACCAGUACAGCAGGAGCUCUCGAUUUUCACGCUGGUGGAUGUGGUGUUGAAGGCUGAAGGCCCCAUGAAAUACAGCGCCAUUCUGAAACGGCCGAGUGAGAUGAUGCCAUUCUGAAACGACCGAGUGAGAUGAUGUCAUUCUGAAACGGCCGAGUGAGAUGAUGUCAUGAAAUCCAGAGAAGGAAAAUACCACGGCCUCCCCUGACGAGUUUCCAAAAGUUGCUUUGAAAAGAAAAAGGUCAAAAAUGGGAUGAUGCACUCAUUGUGUUUUAAAUAACUGUUUUUAAAGUGUUUUGGUGCAUCGCACCUGUACAGUACCUUUUUUUUUUUUUUUUUUUUAAUGUUCUUAAGCUACGUUUUUAACAGCAUCAUCCACAGUGGCAGGAGAACUGAAACAAAUGAGUGUUUACAGGUCAAUGCAACCUUUCAUUCACUGAAGACAGCUGCCAAACCCUUACAGUGCAGGACACACAGUACCAGCUCUUGGAGGACAUGGGUUCUGUGCUGGCUAGGCUAACAUUGUGCUAAUACCUAUUGUAUGAUUUUGUAUUUACAUUUUUAAAUGCUGUAAUUAAAUUCGGGGUGCUUCUUUAUUUUUAGGGAAUACAUUUCUACUCUAAUAGAAAACACACCUUAGUUUUGCACCGUAAACAGUUUGUGUUUUCCCUUUGGCAUUGGAGCUUUAUAACCAUUUGUGUGUCUCCAGUCUCCAACUUUGCCAGAUGUAACAAUGUGUUUCGUCUCUCCAGCUUCCCGUUCUCUCAUCAGCCUGGGUGGCAAGUGGAGGGGGGGGGGGGGUUCUCUCCCUUUAUUUCGUGUUUACGUACGUUACUGAAUUCCAGGUGUAUGCGCUAUUGAGAUACGACUUUAAAGAACAAUUGGGUUUUGUGGGUUUUUUCAUGUUGCACUGUGAGUGAAAUUAGAUCUGAACCAAAUUAAGAUAAUAACCGCUAUAACCACUAAGCCACCUAACUAACGUCUCUCUGGGAUUCAAGAGCAGCUGCUGUAUUUGAAUAGCACGUUUGUUAGCCCUCAAGUCAAAAGCCAUUUAAUAUGAAACGCAAAUGCAUUUUUUUUUUUUUUUUUUUUUUUAUAAUUAUUAUGGGUUUGAUAUUCCUUCAACAAUUUCAUUAAAUGUAAUUGCUAGGUGCAGAAAAAUGAAAUGUGACCUUAAUAGUCUUUUUUAAAAAUUACUUUGUGAUUCAAAAUGUGGUGCUAGAGGAAUGAGCUCAUUAAAAUUACAUUUUGACAUUUAAUGUCAGGUUAGUUUUUUUUUAUAUAUAAUAAAUGAAACUUUUUGAGAAGGUUGCAUUUACAAUUAUUUAAUUAAAAUAUUCUGGCAGGUGGCAAAGCAAUGUUUUCACCAAGAAAAACUUGCUUUAAAAUACGUAUGUUACUCCUUAUUCAGAACAGCUUGUCUGACUGUAUGAAAUGCCGAUUUUAAGAAUGCUAAACAUCAGCUGUAACGAUUGGAAAGAAUGGGCAGUUUUUCGACAACAGCAGAUCUUGCAAACUGCCACAUAGCUAUGCCACAUUUAAGCUUCUGUUUACCUCUGCGUGUGAAGCUAUCGUGUGGUUUUCCAGCUUUUCUGCUUUUGCAACCUGCAUUGCCGUCUACCGACCAAGUGACAAACGAAGCACGACCAAAACUUUAAAUCCAGAUCCCACUGUAACCACUGCCACGCCAUGAGGCUGAGUGCAGGACUCCACGCAAAAGCUCAGUUGCCUUUGUUUACAGUUUGCUGCUUAUUACACCCUGUGCCAUGACAUUCUCAGCAUACUGAUCGUUUUCAGUGCUUCUGCUCAACGUUGUGUACAAUGAGGGUCCUAAAUGGUUCUUGACCACUGUGUUGUGGGCACCAAGGUAACUUCUAAUAAUGGUGUUAAAGUAGUGCUGUCCGAUGGUUUAAAAUGUAUAUACUAAAUCUGAGGUUUAUUAACGUGCCCCUUUUAUUGUGCUGGAAAUCUUUUGAAUUCUUUUGUGUUCUGUUGUUCAGGAUGUGCAGAUAUUUCAAAUAGAACACUAUAGAAAACCCUCCUGCAUUCUGGUACCUGUGCUGUUGAUCACAUGGUCUGUGAUUGUAGCAAGGCCAUUGGAGAGAAUCUGAACAACAAAUGAAGCGAUUGGGAACCAGGAUACAGGAUGCAUUAACAGCAUAAACCAAGCAAAAAAAAAAAAAAAAAAAAAACAGAAGAUUUUCACCUGACAAAAAGUGGGAUCCAUGAUGAUGAUAUUGCAAGGACUUCCAAAAGGGAAGAACAUGGAUUUGGCUUGGCUAGCACUACUUGUAAUUGAUAAUGUCCAACUCGCUUUCUGGUGUAAACUGUGUGUAUAUGUACUCAAAACACGGGAUAUUUAUUGUAUGUUGUUGUUGUUGUUGUUGUUAUUAGAACAUUAAUAGACAUUAAACCAAAAAAAGUGAAAAAAACUGCAGUGGUACUUGUGAUAAGGCAUUAUCGUUCUGAUGUGAUUGUAAAUGUAAUGUACAUUUCUGUUACCAGGCAAGUUAGUGUUUAUCAGCUGAUCAAUGUCACCCAAUAAACAACUUGGAAAUGCUGCUCUGAA
Molecule: messenger RNA, 5935 nt
Organism: Acipenser ruthenus (sterlet)
Lineage: Eukaryota; Metazoa; Chordata; Actinopteri; Acipenseriformes; Acipenseridae
Product: DIS3-like exonuclease 2
Exons: 21
Coding region: 197-3484 (1095 amino acids)
Biological process (GO): miRNA catabolic process
Cellular component (GO): exosome (RNase complex); P-body
Molecular function (GO): RNA binding; 3'-5'-RNA exonuclease activity
Source: RefSeq, a predicted model, not a curated record